AUGGCGACUUUAAGCACUCUCACUAUAUCUGACGACCCGACUGCGUCCACUCUCAAGAUUGCAGCGGUCGGCUGCGGUCAUGGGGAGUUGGACACAAUCUAUGCGAGACUUGAAAACCAAUGUGAAGCAAAAGGAUGGACUCUCUCGGAUAUUGACUUUCUCAUCAUCUGUGGUGACUUUCAGGCUAUUCGAAAUGACCUCGACUUGAAUUGCAUGUCUGUUCCUCGACGGUAUCUACGCAUGGGAGACUUUCACAAGUACUACAGCGGUAACGCAAAAGCUCCAGUCUUGACUCUGGUGAUUGGCGGUAACCACGAAGCAUCCAACUAUCUUUUCGAGCUGUAUCACGGAGGCUGGCUUGCGCCAAAUAUUUACUACCUAGGUGCGGCUGGAGUCAUCAACUAUGGACCUUGUCGCAUUGCUGGACUUUCAGGAAUCUACAACCCGUCGGAUUAUCGCAAACCUCACGACGAGCGACUACCAUAUGACAGAGAUCUCAUCCGGUCGAUUUAUCAUGUCCGAGAAUAUGAUGUGCAAAAGCUGCUUCAGGUCACUCAACCAGUCGACAUCGCUCUUAGCCAUGAUUGGCCUACGUGGGUUGAGCUGUUCGGGAACCAUGAACAGCUCUUUGCUGAGAAGCCUCACUUUUUUGCAAGUGCCAAAGUUGACAACCUCGGAAGCAAACCUGCGGCAGAAGUUUUAAAUCGUCUUCGGCCCUCACACUGGUUCUCGGGACACAUGCAUGCCAGAUUCGAGGCGACAGUUGAGCAUCGCGGUUCAAAGAUGGAGGAGUCAGUCCUACAGUUGGAUCUACCUAAUUCUCUCAAGGAUGUUCUUCCGCUUUUCAAGCCUCGACGUGGAUCUUCACAGGAAAUUCCACAGUCCUCGGACAAGAACCAGCAAACGCAAUUCCUUGCCUUGAGCAAGGUUGGUCAAGACGUUGCAAGUUACAUGGAACUGAGGGAGCUGGAGAUACCCACACGCUCAGCCGAUGCCCACAUGGAAACCACAAGCGAAGGAAAGUUUCAUCUUUGCUACGAUGCAGAGUGGUUGGCCAUCACUCGCGCCUACAAUGACACAUUGAGGAUUCCAGAUCCUGAGACUCUCAUCGUACCUCCACACAAGGGCAAACAAAAGUCUGCUGCAUCUAGCAUUCCCAAACACAAAGAUUGGGUCAAGGAGAACAUCGUCGACAAAGGUCUCUUGAGAAUUCCCAACAACUUUGCCAAACAUGCGCCCGAGUACGACCCCAACGUUGGCCAGAGACGAGAGCAGCCUCUGGAGUAUCCGAACUACCAGACGGCUGAGUUUGCAAAGUUGUUGGGAAUUUCCAACAAGUUUCACCUGGAGGAUAGUAUUUGA
This is a messenger RNA of Fusarium keratoplasticum, 1362 nucleotides long. Its product is annotated as DBR1 domain-containing protein. Gene Ontology annotation, molecular function: RNA lariat debranching enzyme activity. The transcript is spliced from 3 exons. The record is from RefSeq and is a predicted model, not a curated record. Bases 1 to 1362 code for a protein of 453 amino acids. Gene Ontology annotation, cellular component: nucleus. Lineage: Eukaryota; Fungi; Ascomycota; Sordariomycetes; Hypocreales; Nectriaceae. Gene Ontology annotation, biological process: mRNA splicing, via spliceosome.